Messenger RNA from Tigriopus californicus, 2074 nucleotides. RefSeq names its product dnaJ homolog subfamily B member 2-like. The record is from RefSeq and is a predicted model, not a curated record. Lineage: Eukaryota; Metazoa; Arthropoda; Copepoda; Harpacticoida; Harpacticidae. Gene Ontology annotation, biological process: DNA repair. The transcript is spliced from 2 exons. Gene Ontology annotation, molecular function: DNA binding; Hsp70 protein binding. The coding region runs from base 356 to 1819 and encodes 487 amino acids.
AACACUGGGGCCAGAUUUCAGGCCAGGCAACUGCGUAGGAUAGGCAUUGUGAAGCCAUUUGUCUGGUCUUCUACACAGUUCCAUGAGAAUCUCGCCUUGGUGUUAGCCUUGAGUUUGGCCAGAACAGUGUCGAUUCCAAUGUUGGAGUGCUGGUUCUUCGUUCGACGCUCCCCACAGUGAUUUUUUCAAUUUUCCCGCGAUUACCAAUUCACCCGUGUUUAAGUGUCCUCCCAACAGAGAGCAAUGAAUCACGAGGAUAGUCUUUAUUGAUCUCAGGAACAAAAACAAAGCGUUCUUUGAAGAAGAAAAGUGCAAUUUUUUUCGUACUAGUGAAAAUUUACUCCCCUAGUGCACAAUGGGGAAGGAUUAUUACUCCAUAUUGGGCGUUGGCCGUGAGGCGGGACAAGAUGAUAUCAAAAAGGCCUAUCGCAAGAUGGCUCUCAAAUACCAUCCCGAUAAGAACAAUGCCGAGGAUGCCGAAGAGAAAUUCAAAGAGAUUGCAGAAGCUUACGAAGUGUUGGGCGAUUCUGAUAAACGGAGCACGUACGAUCGUUAUGGAGAAGAUGGUUUGCAUACCAACGGUUCUGCUCGUCGCCAACAGCAGCCCAAUUUUCAUCGCAAUUUCUCCUUCCACCCCAUGGAUCCAUUCGAGGUGUUCCGUUCAUUCUUUGGCGGGCACGACCCGUUCCACAACAUGCACCAUCAUCCUUCAGAUCCAUUUGGAGGUAUGUUUGGACCCGGCCUCCACCAAUCGUUCCUCACGGGAUCCCUCUUCGGAAAUCACGCCGCUUCUUUGUCCAACACUGGCAGUCUCUUUGAUGAUCUUCUUGAUGGUCCUAAUGUCCAGACCACGAGGUUCACAAGUGGAGGUGGGGGCGGGACGGUGCAUAUCACUCGAACCGUCAUCGGGGAUGAUGGUUCGGUGAGAAGAGAAAUGAGAUUCAUGACUCCGUCACAAAGCAUGGAGGAGCCGAGCUAUCCCAGAAAGAGCUCCACGUCGUCCUCCAGUGCUUCUCCUAAGAAUCGCUCUCAGUCCGCCUCUCGAGCCUCAACCACGCACAAGGCCCGACCUUCAACUCGAUCCAUGCCUACCGCCCCGAGUCAAAGUCAAACCCCCAAGACGUCCAAUCUUCAUGCACAGUCAUUCAUCUCGGAUCGGAUGAAGCCCAACUUGCACUCCAACUCGAAUGGAACCUCACGAUCGUCUUCAUUCCGCAGUCCCCCGGAUGGAGCACCCACUUCUGGGUCCCCUCGAAGAAAAGCCAGUGCUCCGCCAUCGAACUCACCCAACUAUCAACAGCCCACCGUAAGUAGCGUAAGGCGUGGCAAUGGGGUGGGUGAGGCGUCUGCUCCUACUCAAACUCCUCCCAACCGGACACCCGGAGACGGUACAAGCGCUCGCUCUAACGGGCUUGGCAUGCCCAGACAGCGAGGUAAUCUGGGUAGACCCGGCAGCAACGCAUCCUCGUAUAAUGGAGGGGCUACUAAAAGAAGGCCUGCUUCCAGCCAAAACAUGCCCCAAGGUCAAAGACUCAUUCAAUGCCCCUUGUGCGGACGGAACUACGCUAAGAGCAUCAUCGAAACACAUGCGGCAAGCUGCGAGGGGCGGUCUCCAGAGAGUGACGGCCUGGAAGUGAACUUGCCCCCGGAAAGAGACGCCCAACCUCCUCCUGCCACCAGAUCAAAAGUGUCCAACUCUUUCAAAGAGAGGAGUAAGGCAUCAAAUAUCCUGGUGGAGUGUCCCAUUUGCAAUCAAAAGUAUUCCAAAACACUUAUUGAGGAACAUGCUGCGAAUUGCGGAGAGGAGGUUUAUGUUUAAAUAGACCUUUCACUAGAUAUUUGGUGAUUUUUUUGCUUCUUCAUAAAGCGCACCAUUGACGCUUGCUUGGAGUGAAUCGACGACUCAUUCGUUGCCUAAAACACUUGAACCCAUUGUGUGAUUGUGGGCACUACACAACUAAUAAUGUUAGUGCUGAAUACGUUGUCCUUUUCAACAUGAAUGUGAAACACAUGUGCAACACAUGUUAAUCUACGUGCAAAAGAGCUGCUAUAUAAAUCGUUUAUUUUUCUCGGG